ACUCCCCCCACCCCUUUGCAUCUGGCAGUGUCAUCCGUGUCCUUCCGUGGGCGAAGCCUCAAGGGGAUCCGGACCGCCGUUCCCGAGGGCUACGUGGGGCUGGUACUGGAAGAGGGCCAGCCCCCCUUGAUGCCAUCAGCGGAAAGGCAGCUGCAGGUGAAAUCCACCUUUGAGUCGCUGAUGGUGUGGAACCUGGAACGGGCGCCCAACGCCACGGACGAGAUCCUCAUGGCUCUCCGCUGGCCGAAGAUCGCCGAGGGGAUCCAUGCCUCCGUGGCGGACGAGUGAGGGGUGGCGUAACCACCACCGCAACACACCUCGGCGCAUGCAACUUCAGAAAAGACGCGGCCCUUGGAUGCAGAUUUUGGAUUUCGGGAGACAGAAGAACGCAAACCAUCAUCCCUCUAGCCCCGUCUUGCAGGCUGGUUGCGCCCACCACCCUUGCUCUUCCAGGUGCCCGUUUCUCCUGCCCAGUUUGGGGUUUUUUUACUUGGGCAGAAUGUGGUUUUUCCUGGGCUUCGGAUCCCCAAGAGAUGUUGAUUUAAGAAUCUGGCAUUGUUGCCGGUGCCUGUAAUUUUUAUGAUACGCGUCCAAAGGUAGUUUAAUUUUCGUGUUUUCUGCCCGCCAAGAAAGCUGCGCAAGGCGGAGUACUCUUUUAAGUACUCCCUCCCCUCUCCCCACGUUAAAUAAAAUUAUAUUCUAAAUGGCUUCCAAUUUGUCGUAUCAUCCCUCCGUCUUAAAAGUCACUAGGAGACUUUAUUAUAAUUAUAAUUAAAACUGCUAUGUUCAACAA
This is a messenger RNA of Pogona vitticeps (central bearded dragon), 793 nucleotides long. NCBI's taxonomy places the organism in Eukaryota, Metazoa, Chordata, Lepidosauria, Squamata, Agamidae. The record is from RefSeq and is a predicted model, not a curated record.